AUGUCUGCAUCACCGAGCGCGAGGAACACGGAUUCAAAAGUGGCAAAGGCGCAGAAGGGAUUCUUUUCAACGCUCUUUUCGUGGUCGCCCAAGCGGUCCGCCAAACCCGUGACGGAGCGACCCAGGGCAACAGAUGCAUUUCCGCGUACUCCCAGCGAGUCAGCGCAUGCACAUGGCCUAUCACGGGUGCAAUCCACCCCACAGGCCUCGACGCUGAAUUUAUCACGAGUACAAUCCGCCCCGCAAGCUUUGACGCCAAAUUUUCCUGGGAGAAAAGUCGGCGCUGUUCCUGAUGUUCCUCGAUUCAAGUCUAUCAAGGACAAUUUGCAUGAACUCGGGCUCACGACCCCUGUUGUCUUUACGCAACCUCAAGUUGCAGGCAGUGAGACUGUGUUGUCGCAGUUAGACAGGGCGGCAGCUUCUCGGGCGGAUAUGUUCUUCCAACGCUCGCUAUCGCACAACAUGAGUCCCACCUCGUCCAAGUCCAGACAUCAAUCGUCUCGAGGGAACGCGCUUGUUGCAACAGCAGAUCAUGCUAUUAAUAUCGACCUACCAAUUCUAAAUAUCACCUCCGCCAAUGUACACUUCGCUUCAUCACCUUCCUCAGCAACGAGUUAUCCGAGUAGUGAUCAGGAUAGUCAGGUGGAUCUUCUGGAGAAGAUUACAGUCCCCAUGUCCACUACUCCUGAUAAAGUCCCGUCAUCUGUCCCAAGUGGCAGUAACACUUCAAAUAGAGAGCCACCUAUCCCAUCGUCCCCAUCGGUAGCAAGUCGCUCUUCUGUUUCACAGUCGAGACACAGUUGCACCCCUUCAUCUACCCGUUCGAAAAGACCUCGGACAGCUCCCGGCGGCUCAAGCGAGCUGAGUAGGCAAACUUCGGUUGCCUCUGCGCGCCCUCAGCGCCAAGUAGCGAGAGAGCCAGCUUCCUUCUUCCCUGUAGAUGAGGGAUUAUUUGGCCGUCCCAAACUGCCCCCACCGCUCAAAGUCAUUCCGAAGAAGGUCAAAAAGCAUCAGCGAACACAAACUUUCGCUGCUUCCCCCUCACCCACAGCCCAAACUCAUGAGCAAUCUGUUACGCGCACGUUAUCCACACGUUCUCACAAAACACGUCAGACGUCAGCUCGGCUGGCGUCGGCCAUUGAGCCAGCAGCAUUGUUUCCCAUACCCAACGUUUUGACGACCGAGAAAUCUGGGGCUCUCAGUCGAAAACCCUCUGUUCUCUCACAUAGCAGGGUCCCCAGUCUACCUCCACUCCCGCCAAACGAUGAGCUCGAACUUUUACCACUAUCACUCCUACGCACGCCAGCGCCUAAUGAGGGCUCGUCAUCACGAGCCAAUACACAAACAACAGUCGCUUCGCAUGAGACCCAGUUCUCGACCGCCCUAGCUCCCGAGUUACACCCUGCAAAAUGGACGUGGACUCCCCCCUCGAGCUGGUCGGGUCCCCUCUUCGGCUAUCUCAUCUGA
Suillus bovinus is the source of this 1467-nucleotide messenger RNA. RefSeq lists its product as uncharacterized. The transcript has 2 exons. Lineage: Eukaryota; Fungi; Basidiomycota; Agaricomycetes; Boletales; Suillaceae. Bases 1 to 1467 code for a protein of 488 amino acids. The record is from RefSeq and is a predicted model, not a curated record.